Messenger RNA from Paracoccidioides brasiliensis Pb18, 3093 nucleotides. RefSeq names its product phosphatidylserine decarboxylase. Gene Ontology annotation, biological process: phospholipid biosynthetic process. Gene Ontology annotation, molecular function: calcium ion binding; phosphatidylserine decarboxylase activity. The record is from RefSeq and is a predicted model, not a curated record. The transcript is spliced from 8 exons. The coding region runs from base 1 to 3093 and encodes 1030 amino acids.
AUGGUCCGAUUAUCCCUUGCCUGCCGCGCCGGGAGCCAUUUCAGGACUAAAAGCUCCUCUCCCACCCCCUCCGCCGAACGCAGUCCUUCCAUCACAUCCUCUCGACCUGACGUCAAGCCGUUGAUCCUAAAGGCAACUGUCUUAGCCGGGAGGAAUCUAGCUCCCAAAGAUAAAAAUGGAUUGAGUGAUCCCUACUUGGUUGUAUGUCUGGGCGAUGCCAGACAGUCAACCCCAAUGAUAAACAAAACAUUGAAUCCGGAAUGGAACGUCUCAUUCGACUUGCCCAUCAUCGGUGUACCGCUGCUCGAGUGCACUUGCUGGGAUAAAGAUAGAUUUGGCAAGGAUUACAUGGGAGAGUUUGAUAUUGCUCUAGAAGAUAUAUUUUCUGCUGGACAAAUCCAGCCGCAGCCGCAAUGGUAUACGCUGCGCUUCGGGAGGAAAGCGGGGAAAAAGAGAAGCGAUGUAUCUGGCGAAAUCCAGAUGCAAUUUACUCUCAUUGACCCGUCAAACCCGACUGCAACGCCGGAGGGUAUCUAUCGGAAAUUCAAGGCCAUCGUAUCUAGCGAUGAUGAGGACGAGGUUGUCCCUGUUUCGGGUGACACGGAUGACUUUGAGAAGGACGACGAGACUUCAGACGAAACAGAUGACCCUAUGAAACCUGAAGUGGUCGAGAAGCGCCGCCGAAGGCUGCGAAUUGCCCGCUUGAGACGCAAGUCAAUGGCCGCCAAAGCAUAUGAGUUCUCUGGCUCCAAAGACGGCGUUUCCGGUAUUGUAUUUAUGGAAAUAGUGAAAAUCAUGGAUUUGCCUCCAGAGUCGAAUAUGACACGCACCUCAUUCGACAUGGACCCCUUCGUCGUCACAUCCUUGGGCAAGAAAACACUGAGAACCCGUGUUAUUCGCCACAACCUAAACCCCGUUUUCGAGGAGAAAAUGGUCUUCCAGGUGAUGAAGCAUGAACAGUCAUACUGUAUUUACUUUACGGUCAUUGACUGGGAUAAGCUGUCCGGGAACGACUUUGUUGCAUCCGCAAAUUUCCCUUUACAGACACUUGUAUUAGCCGCACCGGUUGCGGAUCCAGAGACAGGACUCUACAAGCUCCCUGAACCAUCUGAACCUUCGCCUUCGCCUACGCCGCCUGCCUCUAAAUCGCGUUUUCGGCUAAACCUCUCGCGUUCUUCGUCAGCUUCAAGUUUGCAGAAGCUGGCAAAGCCAGUACUGAGAUCCAAAAGCUCAGCAACAUCGCUGUCAAAUCAGUCCCAACAAGAGCAACAACAAGGCUCUCCUACCCGUAGCAACGUCCCCUCCGAGAACUCUUCUCAACUAAAUGUUCCAGGCACAGCAAAUUUGGUAGAAGAGCCCGGAGUGCCGGUGGAUGAGUAUGGCCUCAAAACUUAUGUUAUCCCGCUUGCCUUGAAAAAUAAGGAACGGUGGGAGGACAAGCAUUUCCCUGAACUCCAUGUGAAAGCGAAGUAUAUGCCUUAUGCAGCAUUGCGCCAGCAGUUUUGGAGAGCAAUGCUUAAGCAAUAUGACGCUGAUGAUACUGCCCGAAUUAACAAAGUUGAAUUAACCACAAUGCUGGAUACACUAGGCGGCUUGCGCCACGUCAUUCGCCUGGGGGAAGCCCCAGGGAGUGAGAAUCAUUCGGGUAAUGAAGAUAUUGUACCUGAAAUUAGCCUUUCCCUGCCUUCCAAUGCUGACCCCGAAUGGCCAGUUGUGCCCACUAUUACACGUCAUGAGCCCUCAUCUUCAGGAGACAGCGAAGACAGUCUCCAUCCGGAUGACCUAGCCGACGACAGAGGUGAAGAACACGUAGUCGAAGUUCGACAGUGCCCUAUUUGUCAUCAGCCGCGACUAGGAAAGCGGUCGGAUGCCGAUAUUAUUACCCAUAUUGCGACCUGCGUCAGCCAGGAUUGGAGACAGGUUGGUAACUUGGUUAUGGGUGGCUUCGUAACUUCUAGCCAGGCACAGAGGAAAUGGUAUUCCAAGGUUAUUACGAAGAUCUCCUACGGUGGUUAUAAGCUUGGUGCAAACUCUGCCAAUAUCUUGGUUCAAGACCGUAUCACCGGACAGAUUAACGAGGAGAGGAUGAGUGUACAUGUAAGACUUGGUAUCCGAUUGCUGUACAAAGGCUUGAAGAGCAGGGAAAUGGAAACGAAACGAAUUCGCAAAAUGCUCAAGUCGUUGAGUAUCAAACAAGGAAAGAAGUUUGAUGACCCUGCGUCCGCAGCGCAAAUCGUACCAUUUAUCAACUUCCACCAGCUGGACAUGUCCGAAGUGCUACUUCCACUCAGUGAAUUUAAGACAUUCAACGAGUUUUUUUACCGCGCUUUGAAACCAGGUGCCCGUCCAGUCUCUGCGCCGAAUAAUCCUAAAAUCGUCGUAUCGCCGGCCGACUGCCGGUCUGUAGUCUUCGACCGUAUCGACGAAGCAACCAAGAUCUGGGUUAAGGGGAGGGAGUUCUCUGUUGAAAGACUGCUGGGUAAGGCGUACCCGGAAGAGGCGAAGCGGUACAAGAAUGGCGCAUUGGGGAUCUUCAGGUUGGCUCCGCAGGAUUACCAUCGUUUCCACUUCCCUGUGGAUGGUGUGAUGGGGACACCCAAGACUAUCGAAGGGGAAUACUAUACUGUUAACCCCAUGGCUAUCCGGUCUGCACUGGAUGUGUACGGGGAGAACGUAAGGAUAGUUGUUCCUGUCGAUUCCGUCGAGCAUGGUCGUGUUAUGAUCAUUUGUGUUGGGGCGAUGAUGGUUGGGAGCACUGUCAUUACGCGACAGGCUGGAGAGAAGGUGGCGCGUGGAGAAGAGUUGGGAUAUUUUAAAUUUGGUGGCAGUACUCUGUUGGUUUUGUUUGAGCCGGGGAGGAUGUGCUAUGACUCGGAUCUUGUGGGUAAUUCCUUGGGUGCGUUGGAGACUUUGGUUCGUGUUGGCAUGUCGAUUGGUCACCACCCUGACGCCGCAGAAUAUACUCCUGACAUGCGCAAGAGUGAGGAAAACAUUACUCAACAUGAUCGGGAAGAGGCGAUGCGCAGGAUCGAAGGGAGUUUGAACUCCCCCACCCCCGGACAACCCAUGCGCCCUGUGCCCCUACUUAGCUGA